Molecule: messenger RNA, 3586 nt
Organism: Ailuropoda melanoleuca (giant panda)
Lineage: Eukaryota; Metazoa; Chordata; Mammalia; Carnivora; Ursidae
Gene: RNPS1
Product: RNA binding protein with serine rich domain 1
Exons: 10
Coding region: 1871-2788 (305 amino acids)
Biological process (GO): mRNA splicing, via spliceosome
Cellular component (GO): ASAP complex; nucleoplasm; cytoplasm
Molecular function (GO): RNA binding
Source: RefSeq, a predicted model, not a curated record
GGGAGGGAGACAGAAGAAGAGUCCCCGCUGCGGCUCGCCAGAAACGGCCGCGGCCCUUUAACACUCCCCUCGCUCGCUUCCAUUGGCUGAGGCGCUGUACGUCAUCACUGCGCGCCCCACAGCGGCGCCUUCCCGCUCCCUAAUCCUGACGCCACAGCGGCGCCGGCCUUAGCGGCUGAGGAGAGCGGGAGGAGGUUGCGGCGGCGGGAAGAUGCGCGGCAGCCUGGCGGCGCGGCAGCGGCUGUGAGAAGAAAGAGUGUGGCCCGGGGCGGGCGGAGUGGGAGGCGCUGAGGCCGCGGCCCGGAAGUGGUCGGGGCCGCGGCGGGCGGAAGGGCGCCUUAGACCGUCCCCCCUGUGCGGCGCGCCCGGCUAGGCCCGCGAGACUCGGAGCAGCCGGGAGCGCGGCUUCCGCCUUCGGGGCUCUGCCGCCGGCGUGGAGACUCAGGCCCGCCACGCCAGGCCUUGCCCUGGGAGCGCUCGCGGCCCGGCGCCUGGACUGGGCAGUUGCCACUGACCGUGUGCAUCCAGUGUUGCUUGCUCCGUACCUGUACUACCUUAUGGUUUUAAGGAAAACAUCUUAAAAGAUUUUACCAGCCUGGAGAAGAGCUACAAAGGAUUUUGGGCACCCCUACACAUGUGAAAACAGGAUCCCAAGUGGUCGCCUUGUCCGGGUUACUUAAAGGCUGUUGAGGAAGAUGAGAUAGAAAUAGUUGACGCCAACAUCCUGAGAUCUUUGGCUGCAGCUCAAGCAAAUUGUAGAAAACCUCACUGGAAAUACUGAAGGUUGCAGAUCCCCCAGGAGACGAGGCACCUCGUGGAUUAGUAGUUUGUUCCAAGUCAUAUUUACUGAGCACGUCCUGCAGUGUGGGCGCUUUGUUAGACCCUUGAGCGGUGUCCUCAGAUUUCAGUGCCUCCUCUCUCUCUCUCUCUCUCUCUCUCUCUCUUUUGCUGGGGAAAAUGUAAACAUACAGAAAGGUUGAAAGAAUUGCGCAGUGAAUACCCACAUAACCACUACCUAGGUCCUACAAGUCACAUUUCUGCCAUGUUUGCUUUAUCAUAUACCAAACCACCCAUCGAUAUUUCUUUGUUGCAUUUCGAAGAAAAUAGCAGACUUUGGUGUACUUUCCUCAUAACACUUCCACAUGCACUGCAUUAACUAAAGUUCAGCAUUUGCAUUGACUGCCUUCUAACUGAACUAUUGUACUGCUUUUUCAGUGUUCAUGUGGGACAUUUUAUCUGUUUGCAUUUGGGUGUUAAAUGUUUUGAUGCUGGUACCUGUCACUUUUGAAAGGGUUUUUGCUUCCAGUCAUCACAUACCAAUGUGUCCUACAAGGUAAUUGCCAUAGAAGAACAAGAGAUCUAAUCACAGCAGUAAUCCUAUCACGAGAGCCACACUUGGCUUUUUUUCUGUUCUGCAUGCAAAUGUGGUGGUGUAUUUCUAAGGGGAUGGUAGAGGGUUUAUCAUCAAACUUAGGAGUGAAAAAGGGGUAUUGUACCACCUGUGAAAUAACAGUGACAGGCACCACCACCGUUUCCUUAAGGAAAAGACGACAAGGUGAGGUGAGGGUCUACCCAUGGGGACGGGACCCUCCCUGAGGAAAUGGAAGAGGUCCCUGUAUGUUCCUGGCUUUGUGGAUGCUCCCUGCUUACUGUGUUCCUUGCCGUCUUCUCAUGUGCUCACCUUUUGACUGCGAAGUAGAUUUGUUGCCUUGCCAACUCGUUCACUCUGUAAAUCCUUUUAUCUUGUUAUUAGGCUGCACUUUGGCGUAAAUUGCAAUCGAUUAGGGAUCGUUUCUCAGACUCAAGUUAGAAGUGAGAGUUCAGAUAAGUGAGGCCACCAUUGCUGCUUUGAACACCUCAGAAGGGGAGAAUGGAUUUAUCAGGAGUGAAAAAGAAGAGCUUGCUAGGAGUCAAAGAAAAUAAUAAAAAGUCCAGCACUAGGGCUCCUUCUCCUACCAAACGCAAAGACCGCUCUGAUGAGAAGUCCAAGGAUCGUUCUAAAGAUAAAGGGGCCACCAAGGAGUCAAGUGAGAAGGAUCGUGGCAGGGAUAAAACUCGGAAGAGGCGCAGCGCUUCCAGUGGUAGCAGCAGCACCAGGUCCCGGUCCAGCUCCACCUCUAGCUCGGGCUCCAGCACGAGCACAGGCUCCAGCAGCGGCUCAAGCUCUUCCUCAGCAUCUAGCCGCUCAGGAAGUUCCAGCACAUCCCGCAGUUCCAGCUCCAGCAGCUCCUCCGGCUCACCGAGUCCUUCUAGGCGCAGGCAUGACAACAGAAGGCGUUCCCGCUCCAAAUCCAAACCACCCAAAAGAGAUGAAAAGGAAAGGAAAAGGCGGAGUCCUUCCCCUAAGCCCACCAAAGUACACAUUGGGAGGCUCACCAGGAAUGUGACCAAGGACCACAUCAUGGAAAUAUUCUCCACCUAUGGAAAAAUCAAAAUGAUUGACAUGCCUGUAGAAAGGAUGCACCCCCAUCUGUCUAAAGGCUAUGCAUACGUGGAGUUUGAGAACCCAGAUGAAGCCGAGAAGGCACUGAAGCACAUGGAUGGAGGACAAAUCGAUGGCCAGGAGAUCACUGCCACUGCUGUGCUGGCCCCCUGGCCUAGGCCGCCCCCCAGGCGAUUCAGCCCUCCCAGGAGAAUGUUGCCACCACCUCCCAUGUGGCGUCGGUCGCCCCCGCGGAUGAGAAGAAGGUCACGCUCCCCGAGGCGCAGGUCCCCCGUGCGCCGGCGAUCCCGCUCCCCUGGCCGCCGCCGCCACAGGAGCCGCUCCAGCUCCAAUUCCUCCCGAUAAGCAGGGCCCCCGGAGCUCUGCACCCUGUAACUUCGAUCCCACCCACUUCAGUUUUGUCACUUCUCCAGCCAAAGGAGGGCUGGUAGGAGAGAAAUUCCUCACUCAGGGCAGGCUUCGAAGGCAGCAACUGAGACGUUUCCUCUGAAGGCAGAGUUACAGAGGAGUGUUAAUGGUUUGGGGUUGUGCCUGUAAGAAUGCCCUCCCAUUUUCUGGCUAGAAAGCUCCCACAUUUCCAGUUCCUAAGAGAGUCCAUCCAGUGGCAAAGCCAGCAGGGACAAAGCAGGGCUCCAGGUGGUAGUGCGGCCCCAGCCUCGGGGUGUACCUGUUUCAUUUCCACCAAUGACUGGGGACCUGUCCUGCCCUUGCUUGUUGGUCUGCAGGGUCCCUCAGGCAAGGGCGCUCUUGGGUGCAGCUGCUGUCCCUGCUCCCCUGCUCGGGGCCUUUUCCAACACCUACGGACAGCCCAUGUUAGUUCCCAGAAAUGGUUCUGUUUCUACGUGUCCUCACGCCCACACAUACCCCAUGUCUCCCUCUCUCUGAAAUUGGUGAGCAAAUUGAGAGCGGGCUCUUCAGGGUCAUGACGGACCCCACCCCCCCUGCUGCAGCUGUGACUCGAGGUGGCUUUCAGGUUACCUUGGCAACGUGUACAUUGCUUUUUGGGGGCUUUUAUUGUACAGUCAGUACUAUAAAUUUGUUCUGAGUUUUGUAACUUGUAGCAUUUUAGGCGCUGUUGUGUUUGUACUUUGUUGUGUAGAGUGAAGGGAUUGUGUUGAAUAAACAGGAUUAGAACGCAGAGGA